UAAUAUAUUUAAUACAAACCCCCAAAGUUUUCGGUUUCCAAUUUCCACCGUAACAAUAGUAGUAAUUGAUGAUCGCCGCUUCACUCGGCCACCAACACUCGCCGCAUCGGAGAAAUCCCCGCCGCCGAAUAUUCCGAUGAGUUCGCGAGAGCAGCUCCUCGACUCUCUCACCGCCCACAUCUCUCUCUACCACUCCAAAACCGCUGGCGACAGCCCCAACCCGAGUCCGAGCACCCGGCCAGCCGUACUCCGAUGGUUCUCCUCGCUGUCGGUGCACCAGCGCCGCGCGCACCUGACGAUUCUAGACGCGAACUUCGUCGCGAUCCUCGUCCAGAUGGAGGAGAAGCUCCAGUCCAGCGGCUGCGGCCGAUUCAUCAUCCUCCCCGACCUCCCGCAAAAUGACGGUUCUGCCCUCCCCACGCUGUGUUACCGGAAAUCCGAGGGUUUGCUGUUGCGAUCCUCGGAGUCCAACGGCGCGGAGGGCGCGAUUCGCGGCUCGCUGGAGCUGUUCAGCUCGGCCGAGGGCGAGAGGGGUGGGGAGGGGGGUGGAUUUGGCCGUCUCGAUGCGGCGUGUUUGAAUGAGGGUUUGGUGGAGGAUGUGAGUAGAUUCGUGGAUGUUGCGGAUGAGAUUACGAAUGGGGAGUUUCUACGGGGGGGAGAGGAGGCUGAGAUGGCGGCGGAUUGGUUGGAGCUCGGGUGGCUGAAGGCAAAGGGGUAUUAUAGUUUGGAGGAGUUUGUUGUGAAUAGAAUGGAGGUGUCGUUGAGGUUGGCGUGGUUGAAUAGUAAUAGUGGGAAGAAAAGAGGGGUGAAGUUGAAGGAGAGGUUGAGUGCUGCUGGUGUUGCAGCGAAUGUGUUCUGGAGGAAGAAAGGCUGCGUGGAUUGGUGGGAGAAGUUGGAUGAUUCUGUGAAGAAGAAGGUGUACUCUACGUACUUGGGGAAAGCUGCACGCUCGCUGACAGCUGAUAUAGUGAACGGAAAAGUUAACUUCUCAGAUGAUAAAAUGUGGUUUUAUGAUGGUAGCAAUAAACAAUUGCUGAGAUGUGAUUCUGAUUCAUUGAGUAAACGAGAUAUUGCAACAAGCGGAAGGAAAUCUUCAAAAGUUAGAUCUAAAGCCAAGCCUGCAGAAGAUUCUGGGGAUCUCUCUGCACUGUAUCAGAUUUUCAAUAGUUUGUACAUUCUUCAGGUUAUUUCUACUUUGUUAUCUGCAGCUCAGUUUGGUGGUUACCAGAAAGAGAAACUUUUUUUCAGUUCUCUGGACUGUAUAAAUAGUAUUUCUGACAUCAUAAUUAGGAAAUUGCGGGAGUUACUCAUGGUUAUUUCACUUGAUUGCACAAAAUUUGAGUUACUGGUAGAGGAAAAUACGGACUCCCGAACAAAGAAAGUAAAUGAGAAACAUGUUAUCAACAAUCGUAAGAAGAAAGGGAAGAACCACAGUAAAAAGUUGAAUCCUGUUCCAAGACCUUGUCAAGAUAAUCCAAAACCAAUAAUGCCGGCUAAGGGUAGAGGAGCUGGGAAGUUAUGUAUCAGUCAUGAAGAUGCUAGACAGUCCGACAAGUAUGAUGGUGAAGUUCCAGAAAAGGAUCCAGCACAUGGGAAUCACUUAUCAGUGCAUACAAUGGAACCUGUAAAAGGAGUAAAUAAUGGAAAAGUCCGAAAUGCUUCCAGAAAGAGUAGGAAAGAAAGAAAAAAGCUUAAAAGCUCGGGCUCCAGUGGUCCAGAGGUUGGUAGUUGUCAAUCAAGAUCCAUUAAAGUUUCCUCUGCCCGGGUUAGUCCUCAAGAUGGAACUCUGAUGUCUGACUGGACUUCUGGAAGUUUAACUUUUGAUGUUGUAUCUAAUGAUACUGUGAUUCAGAUUGACAGGCCUGAUGCAAACUCAAGUCUUUCUAGUAGUAUAGGUACUGAUAACGUUGGACAACAUGUGGGCAGUUGUUAUUCUACUAAAACUGAUACUCAUCUCUCCUUGAGGAACAAUAUAAAAGUGGGUGUAGUGGAAAAUGCUGCCACAAGGCCCAUAACUACUAAAACUGACUCCAUGAAUGAUAAUCUGUAUUCGGGUGAGGCUGUGGUUGAGUGUAAUGACAAUAUGUCCUCAAAAGCGAUUGACCAUGGAAAUUAUGCAGUGGGUGAUUCGGGGAGACAAAUGAAAGGUAGUGAACCAGAGAGAAAAUCAUCUCAGGUAAAGGAGCAAGGAAGUCUUGGUCUCCUUAGAGUUGGGGCCAUAAAUUCGCCAGCGUACAUUUCUUAUGAGUGGCCAAGCACAGCUCCAAUUCAUCCUUCGACGAACGCACAUCACCCUGCUGCCACUGAUAGAUUACAUCUUGAUGUUGGUUGCAAUUUACAAAAUCAUUUCCACCAUUCUUUUGUACAAACUUUACAAGUAAGAAAUUCUCCUAUUGACAGUGCGUAUAAUGGAAUUAUGCCUAGACCUUUGCCAAUGAGUUUUGAUUGGCCCCCCACGGUGCGCGGUGUUAAUAGGCUAGUCCCAUCAAGUACUUGCAGUUAUGAUUCUGAGUUCAUUUCAAGAAGACAGUCUUCGUUUCGGCAAAGCAUUGCAGCCCACAGUGCGCAGUCUGGUGCAGCUAUGUCUGAGGAUGAAAGGACCAUUUCUAGUGACCUGAUGGAAUUACCUGAUGUCCCGAAUCCACUGGAACUGACGGAUGAGCAUGAUAAGAACUGGAUGUCCGAGGAAGAGUUAGAGUCUCAUGCAAUUGGAGGGAUGGAUUACAAUCAGUACUUUGGUGGUGGUGUGAUGUAUUGGAACCCGACUGAUCACCCAGGGACCAGUUUCUCUCGCCCUCCUUCUCUCUGUUCAGAUGAUAGCUCCUGGGCUUGGAGAGAAGCAGAUAUGAACAGGGAUGUUGAUGAUAUGGUUGCUUUCUCCUCCUCUUACAGUACAAAUGGGUUGACCUCUCCAUCUGCUGGUUCCUUUUGCUCCCCAUUUGAUCCUUUGGGACCAGGGCCUCUUAAUUACAUUAUGCCUGGAAGUGAAAUUAGCAGCAAGGUUCUUCAUUCUUCCUCAACCAUGACUGAUAUUGGUGCAGAAGAGAGUGUAUCUGGAUCUGUCUCCAAUAUUUCAGGUGAUGGAGAUGUAACGACUGUGGACUCACUCCCAUACCCCAUUUUGAGGCCUAUAAUCAUCCCUAGUAUGUCGAGGGAAAGAUCAAGAUCAGAGUUUAAGCGUGGUUAUGAUCACAAAAGUCCCUGUGUUCCUCCAAACAGACGGGAUCAGCCUCGGAUUAAGAGGCCCCCUUCUCCUGUAGUCCUCUGUGUACCACGUGCUCCUCAUCCACCUCCACCGCCUCCUGUUGGUGACUCUAGAAAACAUAGGGGAUUCCCUACUGUUAGAUCUGGUAGCUCAAGCCCAAGGCACUGGGGUGUUAAAGGUUGGUUCCACGAUGGACUCAAUUUUGAGGAAACUUGCAUGCCCAUGGAAGGGAGUGAAGUAACUUGGCCUUCUUGGAGGAACAAGGGCCUUCCAUCCCGUCAGAUUACGCAGCCUUUAGCAGGAACGUUGCUUCAAGAUCGACUUGUUGCAAUUUCCCAAUUAGCUCGUGAUCAAGAACACCCAGAUGUUACAUUUCCUCUGCAACCUCCUGAAUCGCAGAACAAUUCCCCUCACAAGGCUUCUCUGCCACUGGUCCAUGAUAUUCUGCAUGAUGAAAUCAACUCUUUCUGCAAGCAGGUUGCUGCAGAGAAUCUCAUCCGGAAGCCUUAUAUUAAUUGGGCUGUUAAGCGUGUUGCACGGUCCCUUCAAGUCUUAUGGCCUCGUUCCAGAACAAGCGUUUAUGGCUCAAACGCAACAGGUUUAUCUCUGCCAUCUAGCGAUGUGGAUCUUGUGGUUUCUCUCCCUCCUGUGAGGAACUUGGAACCUAUCAAAGAAGCUGGUAUUUUAGAGGGACGCAAUGGCAUCAAAGAAACAUGCCUUCAGCAUGCUGCCAGGUAUCUUGCAAACCAGGAGUGGGUCAAAAGUGAUUCUCUCAAGAUUGUUGAAAAUACAGCUAUACCUAUCAUCAUGCUUGUGGUGGAAGUUCCUUGUGAUCUUUUCUCUACUCCUUCAAAUGUACAAACCCCAAAGGAAGAAGCAGUUCUGGUAGCUUCUGACAAAGGCAUUCAGAAUGAUGCAGGAAGCACAGAGUCUAUUGCUUCUCUUAAUUGGAGUAAGACAGGAAAUUGUAGUAAUGAUGAAUCCAAAUCUGUUCGUCUUGACAUUAGUUUCAAGUCUUCUACGCACACUGGACUUCAGACAACUGGACUGGUUAAAGAUCUUACAGAGCGGUUUCCUGCUGUAACACCUCUUGCAUUGGUGCUAAAACAGUUCCUCGCUGAUCGUAGCCUGGAUCAGUCUUAUUCAGGUGGAUUAAGCUCAUACUGCCUGAUAUUAUUGAUCACACGGUUGUUGCAGCACGAGCAUCAUCAUGGCCGACCAAUUAAUCAAAAUUAUGGGAGCCUCCUGAUGGAUUUCCUAUAUUUCUUCGGGAAUGUCUUUGACCCUCGACAAAUGCGAAUCUCAGUACAAGGAAGUGGGGUUUAUUUGAACAGAGAACGUGGAUGCAACAUCGACCCACUUUGCAUCGACGAUCCUCUGUUUUUGGCAAAUAAUGUUGGCAGAAAUUGUUUUCGCAUUCAUCAGUGUAUCAAGGCAUUUGCUGAUGCAUAUGCAAUGCUCAAGAAUGAACUAACAUGCAUUGACAACGAUGGCAUCGAUGCCAAGCCUACCUGUAAAUUGCUUCCAAAGUUGAUUCCCAGCAUCGGUCAUUUGGUAGGCACCUAGUAUUUGCAAGAGGGAUUAUACCAGUUUCCAAGGUACUUUUAGAAGCAUCCACAUAUUCUGUACCAUCAGCCAUCAGUCUUUCUGCAUCUUUAGUUACAACCCCACUUCUAGUUAUGCUUACAUAAUCAUCAGAAACUUGACCAAGAAAAGAGAAGCUGAAAACUGAAGUUGAUAAUAGUGAUACAGUUUUUAUUUGAGAAAAUGAUUAUCUGUAUAUGCCACUUCAUGUUGAUCUAAUGAUCCACUGUGCAAUAAAUUUUAAGAUUCAUGCUUAUCAGGCUUGAGAAUGCAGCCUCGCAUUCGAGCAAUGUGCUGAUUAAGGGUGCAAAUGAUUUGUUUGCCCCGUUGGCUCACUCGUCUCUGUCCAGGCUAGCUCGAGGAUGCAACAAAUUUCGUACGUCUCCUAUACCUCUGCUGUUAAGAGUUUCCACAAUUAUUUUGCCUUAUCAGUAUAAUUGAUAUUGCAGCAGCAUCAUCAGAUUGGCUUAGCGAACAGCUCGUGCUGGCUCCAUACCGUGGUCUCACCCUCCUGAAGACAUCGAGAAUGACUAGUGAUCAUGGUAGAGGAAGCAACCGGUUAAGUACGCCAGAUUGAUGUGCAUUUGGAGAUCUAAAAUCGACCCUUCCAUAUAUCUGCCGAAUUUUCGUGUUGCUCCCCUUUUCGCGCGCAACAGGCGGCACUUGCUUGUUCUUUGCUGCUGCUCUGCUCGAAGAAGAAGAAGAAGAAGAAGAAGAAGAAGGGCAUGGUGAAUCACUGCAACUCUUAUGGGAGAUUGGGGUUUGAUACGCCUGGAUGUUACAAGCCUAUCAAAGUGGCUAUCAACAAGGCAUGAAAGUGUUCAUGUUUCAUUUUGUUUUGUAAUAAUUUUAUAUAAACAUCUACGAAUUGCCGUGAUUAGUCAUUUUUAUUUUCAGUAAUUUGUUACAUACAGAAAUGAUAUGUAAAGAUGGGGUAUAUCAUAUCAUAUAAUGAUAAUUUUGAAUCAAUAAUUAAUGUACCUCAAACCUUCUUGCCACAA
Salvia miltiorrhiza (redroot sage) is the source of this 5790-nucleotide messenger RNA. RefSeq lists its product as uncharacterized. Gene Ontology annotation, biological process: RNA 3'-end processing. Gene Ontology annotation, cellular component: nucleolus; TRAMP complex. The transcript is spliced from 15 exons. Bases 137 to 4771 code for a protein of 1544 amino acids. Lineage: Eukaryota; Viridiplantae; Streptophyta; Magnoliopsida; Lamiales; Lamiaceae. Gene Ontology annotation, molecular function: mRNA binding; poly(A) RNA polymerase activity. The record is from RefSeq and is a predicted model, not a curated record.